AAAUUAAUUGAAGACGCGAGCUGUACGUCGGGUGCAGAUGAGAUCGACUCGCAGUGGCUAACGGUGUAUUCAGUCCCAAACUAAAUAGCCUGUUGAAUUCAAGGGAAAUGGGCCUUCAUUCCUCUACAAGAUAUGAUAGAGCUUCACCUGAGUCGUCUAUGCAGCUGUUUUCGCUGUAUGCUGCCGUCAAUUCUGCACUAAGUUCCUUAGAAAGAAAAGACCGACAAACCAAUGCGAUACAAGCAUUCCCUGAAAGCGUAAGUGAAGCUUCUACGGAUUCAGAAUUGCAGCGGCAGCAACAGCAGGUGCCUCAAAGCGUUCCUCCUGCAGUUCUUUUCUCACCGUCUUCAAUACCGGAAAAUCCAAAGAAAAGAAAAGCAAGUUUUUCAAAUCACCAGGACCCUUUGAUUGCACAAAUUCGAGAAACAAUUUUCGAUCACUUAAAUCUACUUUUAAAAAAGGGCAGUGCUACUUCCAAUGCCCUCUGUAAUCGUAUACGGGAUCCACUGAAUCAGUACAACCAAGCCAAUAAGCUGGUCACCAUUUCCUAUCAGCAUGCCUCUGUUGCACAAAAGUCCUAUGGUGCAGAAAAACGUUACCUCUGUCCGCCUCCGCUCAUUUCUAUAACUGGCAACACUGGAUCAAUAUUGGGUCACUCCUUUUCAGUGCAGCUAGCCAUCACAAAUGAGCAGGGUCAACACUCGAAUCAGGUGUCUGAAAACUUUGCUGAACGUCAAUCAGUCGCUUUUCGUUCUCUUCACAUUUCCUCUUCCAUUGCUGCCAAGGCAAAGAGUUUUAAUCUCAACAUAGAUGUCAUAAGUUCUUCAGACGAUGUUUUGGCUCAAAUGGUUACAAAACCCAUUAACAUUAUAUCUAAACCAUCAAAAAAGGGAAGCAAAAACCGUGUUUCCAAUUCUACUCUCAUGUCUGGCGCCAUAAUCAGUUUAUACAACAGAAUCAAUUCUCAGACUGUUCGUACAAAAUACAUGUCUGUUGCCAAUGGACGUUUCUGCUUGCGGAACGAAUCUUGGACGCCUUUGCAAAUUCGUGUGUACGGUGCCAGUGAAAGUUCAUUUCAUCAACCCAUCAUGUAUGGUUCACAGGUUGUUCUCUACAACGAGCGAAGCGGUAUUGUGAGCGAUCCGCUGUACAUUCAUCGGGUUGACAAGGAUCAAAUUGCACCUGAUGAUGGUUAUCUUGGGCAAAUGCAUCGUAUCGUUCUUCGUCGAGGCCAAUGCAACAACGAACCCAAUGUGUUGAAACCAUACGCUAAUCAACAAGGCAUGGAUUUUGUACAACCACUUUUCCUCGGGGCAACAACAGCCCAAGAAAAAAGUACUACCGGCGACAUGGACUUUCCCGUCGAACUGGAACCGGCUACUUCAAUUGACGAGAGUGGUUCAAUCCGGGUCAGUGAUGCAGUUUGCUGGACCGUUAUUGGUAUUUCCCACUAUGAGUUUUCGAUGAUGAAUGCUCUUAACGCUCGUAUCACUCAACCUAUUACACCGUUUCCAGUAGUCGAAACAUCCCCCAAGUACAUUGGGGAAACACAUUCACUGGAAUUGCUGGUGAGUGGUUGUACCCCUAAAACACAAGUUUGGUUGGGUCCUUACGGGCCCUUGGCAUAUACCAGGCAGGAAACAGAAAAAGCAGACGAGAAUCUGCUUAUUGUCUCUCUUCCAUACAUUGAAGUGAAUACUACAAACCCGUGGACAACUUUGCCUUUGCUCUUCACUCGGCCAAACGGACUUAUUUACGUGGGCAAGUGUGACGUUGUUGUCCGCUAG
Molecule: messenger RNA, 1787 nt
Organism: Schizosaccharomyces japonicus yFS275
Lineage: Eukaryota; Fungi; Ascomycota; Schizosaccharomycetes; Schizosaccharomycetales; Schizosaccharomycetaceae
Product: CBF1/Su(H)/LAG-1 family transcription factor Cbf11
Exons: 1
Coding region: 108-1787 (559 amino acids)
Biological process (GO): regulation of transcription by RNA polymerase II; positive regulation of transcription by RNA polymerase II; regulation of DNA-templated transcription
Cellular component (GO): chromatin; nucleus
Molecular function (GO): DNA-binding transcription activator activity, RNA polymerase II-specific; RNA polymerase II cis-regulatory region sequence-specific DNA binding; sequence-specific DNA binding
Source: RefSeq, a predicted model, not a curated record